CCAGCGCAAUGCUGGGAGGACAGAGCAUCUGCUGCAGGAGCCGCCGGCUGUGCCAGGAAUGUCGCUGCUGGGGAGUCAGGAGCGGAGGGGCGGCUGUGGCAGCAGCUGCUCCCUGCCCGAGCUCUCCCGCACCCAGGACAUUUAAACUUUAAAGCACGCUCGACACAGCUCUUCCCAGCGCACAGAGAUCGGGUCCCAGGAGCUGGCAGCACACAAGGCACCCAUGGGCUCACUGGUGGCCAAGCUCCUUCUGCCCACCAUCAGCACCUUGGUCUUCCUCCCCACCAUCAGCAUCGCAGCCAAGCGGCGCUUCCACAUGGAAGCCAUGGUCUACUUCUUCACCAUGUUCUUCGUGGCGAUUUACCAUGCGUGCGAUGGCCCCGGCUUAUCCGUGCUGUGCUUCAUGCGCUACGACAUCCUGGAGUACUUCAGCAUCUAUGGGACAGCUCUGUCCAUCUGGGUGUCUCUCAUGGCCCUGGCAGAGUUUGAUGAACCAAAGAGAUCGACCUUCAUCAUGUUUGGAGUCCUCACCAUCGCCGUGAGGAUCUACCACGACCGCUGGGGCUACGGCGUCUACUCAGGACCCAUCGGGACAGCCGUGCUGGUGAUAACCGUGAAAUGGCUACAAAAGAUGAAAGAGAAGAAAGGGCUCUAUCCAGACAAGAGCGUCUACACCCAGCAGAUCGGCCCUGGCUUCUGCUUUGGGGCAUUAGCACUGAUGCUGAGGUUCUUCUUUGAGGAAUGGGAUUACACCUACGUGCACAGCUUCUACCACUGCGCCUUGGCCAUGGCCUUCGUGCUGCUGCUGCCUAAGGAGAACAAGAAGGCCGGGAGUGGAGGGACCCCUGCCAGGCUCGACUGCUCCACACUCUGCUGCUGUGUCUGAGGUGCCUGGCCAAGCAGGGCACCAGCUCUUCUGCUC
Molecule: messenger RNA, 922 nt
Organism: Melopsittacus undulatus (budgerigar)
Lineage: Eukaryota; Metazoa; Chordata; Aves; Psittaciformes; Psittaculidae
Gene: MYMK
Product: myomaker, myoblast fusion factor
Exons: 5
Coding region: 224-886 (220 amino acids)
Cellular component (GO): membrane
Source: RefSeq, a predicted model, not a curated record